AUGGAGAAAAUUGCAAGAAGCACAACUAUCCCAUGGUGGGAUGCUGAGAUGAAAAAUAUGAGACAGCUGAGCCAAGCUACAUUUGAUUGGGUGGCAACCUUAGAUCCAUUACAAUGGUAUAGAGCUCACUUUAAAACUCAUUCCAAGUGUGACAUCCUUUUGAAUAAUAUGUGUGAGGCUUUUAAUGGUGCUCUUGUAGAAGUCCGAGACAAACCCAUUUUAACCACGCUAGAGAGGAUUAGAUACUAUAUUAUGUUGUUGAUGGCAACUAGAAGAGCAGCUUGUGAGAGAUGGAAACAUGACAUUGGUCCAAGGAUUUUUGGGAUUUUGGAGAAAACGAAGAAAGAAUCAGCUUGA
Molecule: messenger RNA, 357 nt
Organism: Prunus armeniaca (apricot)
Lineage: Eukaryota; Viridiplantae; Streptophyta; Magnoliopsida; Rosales; Rosaceae
Source: the annotation of a GenBank genome assembly